AUGACGCGGGCCCCACACGGUUGGGACGAUGCCGCGUGGCGGUACUUCAACGCGUACGUGGCCGUGCUCGACCGCGAGACGCGCGGCGGUCCGACGUCUCUCGACUCUGGUGGCGAGGUCGUCGUGAUGGAGCCGGACUGGCCCGGCUGGCGCGAGGUUGCGAGGUCGAGCAGCGUCAGGAACGCGUCCCCGCUGGCAGCACGCGACGCAGUGGUGGCGUGCCACUCGAUGUGGGAGAAGCACGUCGCGCCGUCGCAGGGCAGGGGCACGAAGCGCAAGGCCGGCGACCCGGGCGGCGUGGGCGCUGGCCGCGUGAGCACCGACCGCGGCGACAGCCAGGCCUCGCCGUUCCAGCUGGUCAGCCAGCUCGACUACUUCGGCACCAACCCGGAGCUCCUCGCGGCGACGCAGGCGCCGGUGCCGCAGUCCACGGGGCUCCUCUCUCAGCGGGGCCUCCAGCUGGCCACGCAGCAGGAGUGGAGUCAGGGAUUGCCUGCUGGGACACCCCCCCAGCUGGACGCGCCGCGGGAGGGGAGCGGCGCGGGGCCGGACGCGAACGAGCCAGGAGCGGACGGCGACGACCCGCUGCCGUCAGACAACCACAGGUCGAUCGUGUCUGCAGACGUGGGCAACGUCGUGCAGCUCAUGGAGGACGUGGCGCGCCUCCGGGGUCACAAGUGCGCACCCAGGUGGUCGGCCGUGGACCGGGCGCUCGCGAACAAGCCCAAGGCUUUCGCGCCCCGUGCGCCGACGCUUGCCAUGCUCUCGCAGCGGUUCAUGACGCCAGGUGAGCUCGCAGACGCGUCGCCCACGCCCGGGGGCGAUGGCGGCGGCGGUGGACUCGGCGACGCCCCUGCGCGCCCGAGGGUCGACACAGGCCCCAAGCCACCGCAUGAGGACUUCAGCAUUCCUGCGCCGCCUCCACGGUGCAACACGGCAGCCCCGGCGGCCGCUCGUCCAAACGAACGCGCCAUCGUGCAUCCACUGGCACAGUCGCCCGAACGUGCCACUCUGCCAUCGGCGGCUGCGACGCCCCCGCCGGCACACCCCUCGUCGAGCCAUCCGCCGCGCCCCACGAGGGCCGCAUCACCCGCGCCGCCCGUGGUCCCGGCCCAGGCCUCCCAGAGGCUACCCAACGGGUGGUACGACUCCGCGUGCUUCGCCGUCACCCCGGAGCAGUGGCGGCGCGCUUGCCCGGCGAAGCCCCUCGCGCCGCUGCCCGCGCGCUACCGCGGCGACGCGGAGGCGGUCGCUGCGUGGAAGCUGACGGCGCACCGCAAGUUUGGCCGCCCGAUGCACCUCCCGCCGCUGUUCGAGGGGGCCCGCGCCGACACACCCGACGCCGCGUCGCCGGCGCAGCUGGAUGCACGUGCGCAGGCCGGCGACACCCCGGCGGCCGGCACGCCGCCGGUGGCGGCCUCUGAGGACCCCGGCACCGAUGGGCCCUCCAUCCCGCCGACGCAGCUGGACCCGAUCGCCGAGGCAGACGCACAGGACGACGUGCUCGGAGAGAGCGCUCUGAUCGAUAGCGAGGAGCGGUGCAAGGUGCUGGAGGUGCUGCAGGACGCACCGGCUGGGGCGAUUGUGUCGCCGUCGGGACCUAGCGUGGACUUCUCGGAUCUCGCGGCGCGCAUGAUCGGGCCGAUGUGGGACAGCGUGCUCCUGAAGAAUGAGAAGUCGGCGGGUCCAAAGCCCAUGAUGAUCCUGAAGUGGCCCGACGGCGUCACGGUGCGCAUGUCGAGGGAGGUGCUCAUGAGGCGCAUGGAGCUGCGAUCGGACGCGUUCGAGUUCCUGCUCAGCCGCAUGUCGCAAGACUGA
This is a messenger RNA of Pedinophyceae sp. YPF-701, 1818 nucleotides long. Lineage: Eukaryota; Viridiplantae; Chlorophyta; Pedinophyceae. The record is from the annotation of a GenBank genome assembly.